This is a messenger RNA of Porites lobata, 15396 nucleotides long. The record is from the annotation of a GenBank genome assembly. Lineage: Eukaryota; Metazoa; Cnidaria; Anthozoa; Scleractinia; Poritidae.
CUGGGGAAUCACAAAAUGGCGGACGUUUUCUUACACGUUUUCUACGGUUUUGUUCUAUCUAGAUGAAAUCUCUUUCAGGACUGACUCUUCCUACAGAUAAUUUUACAUCAGGCGUAAGUCUGCAGAAGUACCUAAGAUGUUUGCUCGUGCUGGCCAGCCGGAACUUGUUCGAUCGAACCAAAAAGACGUUUACUAUCUUGGUUUCUUGAGAGAAGGGAUUGGGCAAAUUUAUCGAAAUUUCCAAGGUAAAAGGAUGUACAAAGUUAUGGCAAUUCACUAGUUACUCCAGGGCUAUAGUUAAGGAGUCAUGAGGAUAACAAGUUAUAUCAGUGGGACUCAGUUUUUAUAAGCGUGAGGAAAGGAACCGUCCCCCUCUAAGGAUGACGGGUUUUAGAAUAGGGGGUUCGGAUUUUUCUUCAAAGAAGCCGAUCAAAAGAUAAAAAAUGGAACGCCCCAGAUACCCUUUUUUAAAUAUUGUUAAAACUUCCUUGCCCGCUUGUUUCUGUCAAAGUUCAAGAAACAAUGAAUAGAUGAUGUACAUAGCUUUAUCAUAAUUAUUGAGUUCUCUAAGAGGAUUGCUCACAGAGUGUUUGAUUUCUGAUACCAUUGCUUGAUCAUCAUUAUCAAUAUGGUCCCAGUCUUGCAAAAGACAAAUAGUGCUAUCCACCAGAUAAAUCUCUAUCCGCCUGAUAGCGCAAUAGGUUUCCCUAAUAAUUUCAUCAACUGGAUAGUGAUUUAUCAUGUGGAUAGCACUAUCCAGCUUUUGAACAACUGGGGCCUGCUCUAAUUUUGUGCAUAUAGCAUAAGUGAUUAUUGUGAACAAAAAUACUAGAACAGAUCAACUCAGAAAACAGAAUUGAUUUUACUUUUAGGCGACCACAAUUAAUUCCUUGUUAUUUUUUUAAUCAAACUAAGAGGAAGAAUUUUAUGACUGUGUGUUUGCAAAGAAGGUUUUAGGUCUUUAAGUAAUCUCGGGCUAAAAGACUUCCAAUGGCAUCCUGGUUGCAUAUCAAAGUGAGAGGCUUAAGUAUUCAUAGUAGGUGAUAUCUUCACCAUAAUAAUUAUGGUAAGAGGAUAGCUUAGUUUAGGAGGUGCUUUUUCAGUCAAGAAGAAGAAGAAGAAAAAAUCACUACAUAAGUUUUUGAUGUUCUUAAGAAUGUCAUUGCAGUGUUAAUAGUUUUGAUGUUUUUUCUAAGGUCCGUUCUCAUGGAUAAAGUGGAAGGCUGAACUUGAGUUACUGGCUGACAUCUGUUAUUUUGGACUUACUACAACAAGUGGUAUGACAUCAUUUCUGUUUAAGCCUUUUCCUCUCGGCAGGGGUAUUUUGCAGAAUGUCGAACACCAAUACUGAGUGACGACUCUGAGUUUAGUGAUUAGGGUUCGGAAACUGAGUGAAUCAGGUUCCUUUUUGGGUAGUUAUACUGGGAAACAGAGCUGAAACUUGAUUCACUUCAGAGUCAUUAAGCAUUCUGCCUGUGGUACUUGACAUUCUGCAAAAUACCUCCUAGGCAAAGUACAGUAGUUCCACUCAGGAUGAUUUGACACUUACAUGGCUGUUAACAAAACCUUGUAGUGUUACAUAUUACAUGUACCAAUCAAAUGAAAACUCUUUAGCAGAAAUUUUGCAUGGUACUUUUUUUAGGGGCUAGUCAUUUAUUACCUGUGAGGGGGGGCCAGCCAUUUUGCUCUGGGGUCAUUUCCAAAAUCUUGAUUGUUUUUGGGGGGUCAUUUUAUGAGAAGUGGUAGAAAGAAAUAUUUUCCUGUUAUGUAAGCUAAGAAAUCGAUGUAUUAAAGGUAUUGUAUUAAUUUUUCAGAAAGCUGAAACUACAGCGAAAGAUUAGCCUGCAAGAUCCAGUCAUUACUUCCCUUGAGCAUGUUUUUGUAAAUGAAUAACCACACAGACAUGGACAAAAUUAAUUUGCAUACUUAAGGUUUUUGGGAGAUAGAUAAAUACACGGUCAGUGAAUUCAACUUUAUGGGGGUCAUUUUCAAAAAAUUAGGAUGAAGUUGGGGGUCAAUUUGAAAGUCGUCCAAGCUUUCUCAAAAUGGCCACCCCUCACAAGUAAUGCAAUUGUAAACGACCAGCCCGUUAGCGUGUGAAUGGUUUUACAUUGGCCACCGCAGGAAGAAAAGGUUCAUUUUCAUCCUUAAAACCAAAGAAAGGCACUUUGAAAAUGGUAGGCCAUCUCCAUUGUCAGCUUUUUCGCCCAUGCCGUGGUACAUGUAAUAAGUAAGUAAGUACGUAAAGCCUUUAUUUAAAGAGGGUAGCACCUAAUAGCCAAAGGCUAAUAAACUUGUGGCCCUCAUAAAAUACACAACUAUUUACAAUCUAAUAAAUAUUGUAAGCUAAAAUAUAUAAACAUUUAAAAUAAAACAAGAUUCGAUUUUUAUAUAAAAACAAAAAAAAAAGGCAACAAAAAAAAAUUAUUAAAUGAUAAAAUGAUGCAAACAUUGUUGUUCCUUAAAAAUCUUGGCAAAAAUGUUCUUUUUAAAACAUGCUACAGAAUCUAGUUUCCUAAUUUCAAUUGGUGUACUAUUCCACAGUCUUGUUGCCGAAAGAGCGUCCUCCCUCUGUUUCUCUUCUAUAUUUAGGACAAACAGCAUUAAUGCUUGAAUAUCUAGUGUUGCGGGAGUGCCGCGUAUUAUUCAAAAUUAAGUGUUCAUUUAGAUAAUUCGGCAAAUACACAUUAAUUUGCUUAUACAUUAUUAUGCAUUUAUCUAUCUUGUGUUGCUCAUAAAACGGAAUCCAACCUAGCUUGUUAAACAAAGCAACUGAUGGUGUCAUGCGAUCGGCAUAAGAAAUAAGAAAUAACACGUGCCGCACGUUUUUGCAAUCUUAAGACCCUAUAAACCGACUCUUUAUCACAAUAAUUUGCCCAAACAACGUUAGCAUAAGACAUAACAGGGCGAAUAAUGCUAUUAUAAAACUGAAGUCGCUGUUUAAGAGGUAGACAGGCUCGAAUCUUACGCAGUAUUGCGAUUCUAGAGGCCAACUUUUUACAUACUUUCUCAAUAUGUUCAUUAAAUGACAAUUUGCUGUCGAUUUCUACGCCUAAUAAGGUAGCACAAUCCACAUUACUGAGCUGUUUUCUGUUUAGGAAAACAUCUAUGUCACUUCCAUUUAUGUUAGCCACACAACUUUUCCCAGUGAUCGUGAGUACUUUAGUCUUGUCUUCAUUUAAUGGGAGCUUAUUUGCUGAAGCCCAUAAUUGAAUUUCAGAGACAGACUUAUUUAGUGAUGAACUUAAGGUGGCUAAGUUUUUCACAUCCGCAAAAGCGGUGACAGUCGUAUCAUCUGCGUAAAGGUCCAACUGAGCACUUGUAUACAAGGGCAGAUCGUUGAUAAACAAAAUGAAGAAUAAAGGACCUAAAAUACUGCCCUGAGGGACUCCAUGCAACAUCAAUGCUUCGCUUGACUCACUCCCAUUUACACGGACCACUUGCUUCCUAUCCAACAAGUAAGAGUGACACCAGGCAAGCUCCCGGUUGACUAUACCGUACAGUUCCAACUUGCGCAACAAUAGCAAAUGGACUACCUUUUCUUUCUUGUAACCACUCAAGUGUACAUUGAAGCAAGCAGUAAUUUCAUCUUUAGAUAAAAGAUUGGUAACGUGAUAUUUAGUCAUAGAAGGUGUUACAUAAAAUAGUUUUCUAUUAAUUCCAUUUGUUAAAAUAAGUCUGUCACUGCCAUUCUGUCAUUGUUAACAAUAAUAUAUAAUAAUAUUGUAUUGUUACUUUCAAUCCCCCUUGUGUAACCACCUCUUUUAAGCAACCGCUUCUCAAAUUUUUGAAACACUGUAGUUGAAACCUCUUGUACAAUUGUAAUCCACCGGUCACCUCUGGAUUUAAGCAAUCAUCAAAUCUUUGCAUUAUUACACUGUAAGUGGUUUCUUAUAGGAGGGUUACAAACCUUACAGUAUUGUUAGUAAUUCAAUAGACAUAAGUGAUUGCUGAUCAUUUUCUCUUUUAGGAUUUCAAACUCUUGGUGAAGAAUACUGCAACAUUGUUCAAGUUGAUCAAACCAGAACAUGGGUCCCUUCCACCAUGGUAAGCUGAAGUAUGUCACCUUGAUUGAAUAAUCAAUAAUCUCUAAAAAAGUAUUCUCUGGUUUCGGUACUCUUUUAAUUAAUUUUCUAUGUUAGACUGAUGUUUUUUAACCAUGUAUACAUAAAGUUAUCAUUUAUUCCUUCAUAACAUGAAUUCACAACAACCAACAUUUAUACCACACACAUACAUUUUAGCCUUAAAAAUGAUGGCUUUAAACAUAAAAAGAAGGUAUAAAUAACACAGAAAAUUCAAAAGGAGGCAACUGAUUGCAAUUUUAUUGUGGUUUUUGACAACUUUUAGCCUAAGAUAAGAAGUAGUCAAAGUUCACUUUUCUUGUUUGUAUUGUAUUAUUGUAUUGUAUUGUAUUGUAUUGUAUUGUAUUGUAAUAUUGCAAUGCAAUGCAUUGCAAUGCAUUGCAUUGUAUAAUGCUUGGGAUGAAGCUCAUGAGAUAUUGUCUUUCACAAGUGAUUUCUCAAGUUCCAUGGCUAAUAAGGACGCCUAAUUUAUUGGCAUUAGCAACAAAGUAUGAACUACAUGUAGACAGCCUUGACAGUCAUCCCCUUUAUUAAAGAGGUGAUGUUACAGUCAAGGCAGGUCAAGCUUACCCCCAAGAUUCUAUUAAUGAAUUGAUUAUUUGAAAAAUGAAUCUGUUAGGGGUUUCUGUAGCUAGUGUCAAAUUCAAAUCAGCAUUCCUGCUUGCAAAAUGAGCAGUGAAUAUUUUACGAGAACUUCUCUGUAUUUUGGUCAGGUUGAAAAUCUUUGAAUGAAUUAAAUUGUUUAGAAGACAUUUACAUCAAAUUCAGGGAAACUGAGCUGAUAGAAAUUUUGUAACUGCCUAAUGCGUGUGAAUUCAUGGCUCAUUACACAUGUAAGAAUGCAGAGAUGAAUCUGAAAUCUACAACUACCAAAGGAUUCAACUGUUGAAUAAUAAGUUCAUUAAUGAAAUCUUGGGGGGUAGGCUUCAUCUGGGUUGACUGUAAGUACUAUAUAUGGAUAGACUACGAGUAGUCCCCCAUUUUUCCUCAGAGAUAGUAGAACAAGCAAAACGCGAGCACGCGUGAAAAUCACCCCACGUGAGAAAAGGCGGCACGCGGCGGGAAGAGAGAGAAAUGAGGCACUACAGACAAAGCCCAAGCUUUUGACCCUUCACAGCCGACUGAUUUUGGAUUGUGAAGUUCGUAUCCCCUUCCAAAUCAAUUAAGAGCAUCCAAUGGGAUUCCUUCCCUCAUUGAGCUGUCAUUGCUCUGGUCAUCUGUAAAGUGCGGAGGAUAUUUAUUGCAAGCAAAGUAGAAUCCAGAUGCUUUUUCUUUACGGCUGUUUCGCGUGAAGAACUUGAUAGUGUAGGCAACACAUGACUUUUACUCAUGCCAAAAUGCUGCUUGUUCCAAUGAUUUUUUCUCUCUGACAGGUUGAUUAUGCUCUGGAGGAAAACGUUUUGACUGAGCAAAUGUGAUUUUUGCCGCAUAUUUCAUACUGAAAGGUCGUGACACGCAUAUUAAUUUUCUGCGGUUAUUGUUUAUGGUCGGCAUGAUUUGUCCUCUGAUGCAAGAGCAUUUUCUUUGACCUCUUUUGAAAACUAGAGCUCUUCAAUGCGGCUAAAUGAGGGUUUUGGGUUGUUUAAUUUCUCUGGCGGUUGCCCUCUGGAUCUGAAUAAUUUUAAGGGAUUUUUUUUUGGCCGUGAAUGUGAUGGUUUCCUGCAAUGUUGUGUCAGGCUGGUCCCAGCUUGUCAGGGUUUUUAGCAGGACGGAUAUAUCCAAAUCUCGAAGAAUGGAUUGCAGCUUAAACUAAAACUACAUCAACUAUUGAUGUGAUGUGACUCAGUCAUGACUGCUCAUGAAUUUUAACUGCCGCUUGUUUUUCUGGAGGUAAUGUGAGUCCAAUAAUGUCAUAGCUUUUGAAUAAGCUUAACAGCCUUUCGACUGUUCUGUUAUUCCCACUUUGUGAUCAGGCAAGACCAUGGUUUCAGUCUCCACGCAAACCUCAUCAGUUGCUGGGUUGUCUCUCUUCUUAGUUGCUUCUUCAAGAGCAACUCUAGUUAUUUGUUCUGUGCUGUUAUUUGUUCUGCUCUAGUUAUUUGUUCUGCUCUAGUUAUUUGUUCUGUAAAUUGUGAUAAUAUCUAGUAUUGAUAGCGGCUGGUGUGUUUUUGACAGAUGUUGACCGAUUUCCAUGGAAUAGCCAAUCAGAGUUUUGUGUUGUGAGAGCAACGCAUAAGCUUGGGCUUUGUCUGUAGUCCCUCAUUUUUUUUUCUCCCUGCCGUGUGUCGCUUUUACUCGCGUGGGGUGAUUUUCACGCGUGCUCGCGUUUCGCUCGCUCUACUAUCCCUGAGGAAAAAUGGGGGACUACUCGUAGUCUAAUAUAUGGACUGAGUGGUCAUUUUGUCAUAAUUUUUUUGCUCUUUUGCUUUAUUAUAUUUAUAUUUAUUAUUAUUAUUAUUAUUUUGUAUUUUUUAGAGAAGAGGAUGUCUAGUCCUUCUUUAUGUUUUUGGUCCAUAUGUUAUUGAGAAGAUGAUAAUGAAACUUGAGCGAUGGUUGCAAAGUCAAGAAAAUUGGCCCAAAGGUAGGGAGCAAUUUUUCAAAGAUGAGAUCAAUAAUUAUAUUUCAUUGAAAUAACACCACACUCAUCAAUUUUCUGUCACACAUUGAUUAAGACAAGUGAGCUGUAGUACAUGUAUAAACCAAGCAAGUUUCUCUCUAUUCCUGAAGUUUUAUACUUGCCCAGAGCAGCGUUGCCACUGGCCUAGACCAAUCCCUUAUUUCACCAACAUUAAUUUGUUUUUUCUUAGCUGAUUUUGCUUUAAUACUUACAUGUAUCAGGCAGCUUGUAAUAAAAAUGUUCUACAAUCUUGGACAAAAAGUGUUUUAAGAAUUUUGCACUUUCUUACCCACAGAAGACCUAUCCUGCAGAUUUGGUACUGCUAUCCGCCCCUUUCCUUACCCCAUCCUCCUCAAUGUUAAUUAGUCGGGGUCAGAAAAGAUCCGGCCCAAGAUUAAGAUUGUCCAAGAUUGUAGCCCACUGGGUUGCUCCACUAGCCCUGGGCUAUCAGAAGGCACUUUUGUUGUGCCCUGAUGUGACAGGCCAACUGAUAGGGUGUAGUAGCCUAUUAAUAUUAUUAUUGGAUGCAGUUUUUAAGUCAACUUUGCAAAAGCCCAUCAUGUGGCAUACAGUGUAAUACAUGUAUCAGGAGCCUCUAAUGUGAUGCCAGUGUUCAAUGCAAAGUUAAAAGUUCCCUAGAGAAUUCAUGUCAAUACAGUGAAAUUAACUCUCUAUAACGAAGUACAUACCAAGGAACUGCCAAAAUGUGUUUGCGGUAAUGAGAUUUGCUUUAUAUCCCCGGUACAUUGAGGUUCUUUUCCACAUAGUUCUCUUACUCAGGCGAAGAAUACUGUUUAUUAUGAGAAACUGCCCACCCAUCCCUCCCAUAAUCCAGCAAUAAAACUAUUUUCUCACUUUAAUGGGCAAACUGUUGGGUUAGGGGAGGGGUAUGUGGGAAGUUAAGUAGAGUCUUACACUGAUCCAAUCGUUCCAGCUCACCUCUUGCAGUGUAAUGUGUUGAAAAAUAUUGGUGAGAUAAAUUUUAUUUUGCAACACAAGAAGAGGAAUUUCCUAUCUCUAAGCAGCCCUGUAAUAUUGUAUUUUACCAUAAUUUAUAAACAUCGUUGAUGAAAUACCAAACCAUUUGCUUUGAAAUUCGUGAUUUAUUAUGUAGCCAUAGCAACAGUGAUCUUUUCAUGUGUGAAGAUCACAUGUUAUUUUCACUUGUCAAGAUAUCAUGUUUUUGCCCAGAAGCUCACCUGGUAUUUCAUUUGUGUUUAUAUAAUACCUUUUCAUCUUUCUUUCUGCAACAUGUAGGACUUAAUCAUCCAAGAAUAAGAGAGAUUCUGUCAGCUUUGAUUCCCCUUCUCAGAACAGCAGUUGUUUGUAAGUACACAUAAAUAUUAAACGAACAGGUUCACGAUUCAGCGCGUGCUCGUUAAUCAAAAUGCUAUUUUUCUGCUGAGACAUGAUGUAUCGUCUGAAGGUAAUAUGAUCAUGUCAUAAUGUUGUCAAAGAACCAAUCUGCACACUCCCCUGGCAGUCACUUGAUCAAGUUAGGUGCAAAUAGCUGUAAAUUAAUCAACCAUGGAAUAAAACCGUCGGGUCAACAAUAAAUUCAAUGUUGGUAGUGCUGGCAUAAUCCACUAAUUUUUCUGUGAUUUUGGUACUCCUCCAUCCUACUUCAGGUUACUCUGAAAUACACUCAGUCUACUUUGAAAUACACUCUGAGAUCACAUGAGUGGGAUUUUUAACCGAUAGAAUUAAUAAUAAAUUGGAAAAAAGUAAUGUAAUUAAUGAGCAUGCGCUGAACCGUGAACCUGUCCCUUUAAUUGUUUCGAAGCUGCAAAUUAAUUAUUUUUUCUUUCUUGGUUAGGCUCCGUUUCUCAAACAUGUAUUGUUAUGUUUUCAUUAUUUCAGAUACUCACAGAGCACACAUGGCCCUGUUUUAUUUAACAGGAGUAUUUUAUCACAUUGCGAAAAGGAUUACUGGAGUCCAGUAUGUGAGUAACAACUUGAUUUUUUUUUUUUUACUCACGGGUAAUCUAACAUUAUGAAACUUGGUGUAUUUCGAUUAACAUUAGCCCCAUAAUCACCCCCACCCCCCUCCCCUCGCCCAUGAUUGCUCCACCACCAGGGCCUACAUCUUCAUGUACUCUUUUUAAGCAGCAGUGUGGUUGGAGUGCGGUUUCUGCCCCCUUCCACAGUAUCCGGAUAUUUUUGAAAACUGAGUUUUUUUCUCCGUUUUCAAAACAAAAAUAAAAUAAAAUAAAAUAAAAAUACGACCCACACCGUAAGGUAUUCGCAUCUUUUUCGCCCGUCCAAACGAAAACGCUAAAACAAUGGAAAUACGCUAGCAUCCCUUACGGAGCAUGUGUCGUGCUAGAAGUAUAUGAUGUAUGACAUCAUCGUAUUCGAAAACCUGCGUUUUCGUCCGUCCACACGUAAACGAGAAGCCGAAAAUAUGCACUCUGGAGAGCGUUUUUGAAAAAAAUGCGUUGUCGGUGACUGUUUCCACCGGAUAGGACGGUAGACCAAACCGGAGGGGAAAAAACGGUUCAAACAAGAAUGGAUCCCUGUGAACAGGGCCUCUAUUAGGUCGCGCUAAAGUGAGAUCAAUGCAGUGCAGUGCAAAGCCUGCAGUGCCUGGCUCUCAGGCAGUAGAGACUUCGCGAGAACAAGUCAAGCAAAAACAAGGUGCGCGUUUUUCGCGUCAAUUUUGGCGAUCUCUGCACAUUACCAUCCCGGAGCCUGCAACAGGCUGGCACUGCAGUGCAUUGAGACGAGGCCUGUUCCAGGCGUUUAGAUUGAGGGAAUGGCGCGAAAAGAUGUGAGCAGGAAAACCGGUGAGGGGGUGGGGUAGGGGGUGCUUUCCUCUCUGAUAUUUUUGCCCCGCACUUUACUACCUGGACGCCUGUAGCAGGUUAAGACAGGCUGACCUACGGUUUUUUUAUCAUUGAAUGAUUACCCACUCGUUACAGCGAGCACUUGAUCUCGACGAUCUUUUAGGAAAAAAACAAAGAAACAACAAACAACAACAAGAAAAACCCAAGGAGCUGAGGUGGGGGAGGAUGAAAAUAGUCGGUAACAACCGGUAUCGCUUCUUCUCGAAUUCGAUACCUCUUACAAUGUACUUCACAAAACGUUCGCUACCCUUUACGCAAACCUUUGAAAAUAACCCUCUAAAGCCACUAGAAAAAUAUUAAAAAAUGAUAAAAAUAAUCAUAAUAUGUUUCUUGUUCUUCAAAACGUUGCCCUCCGAAGGUACUGCAAAUUUGGGACUUAGCAAAAAAAUAGCCGUAGGUUUAGAUUAUCAUAACAACAACUUUGCACGUGAUCACGCUUUUUUGUACAUUACUUUCCCGCUGCGACACCACUAUUAACGACGUGAAACUGCCUAAUUUCACGUUUUCUGGAGGACUUGAACACAUUGUUUCCUUGUGCUUUAUGUACCGGUAUGCAGUGUCUGUGUUUCACUUUUUUUUUUUCAUUCUAAUUUUCUUGCAGCUUUUAGUACGAAGGAUCCUUAAAAAUGAAGGUUCCAGACCUACUUACCGUCUGCUGGGGUACCUUUCUGUCUUUCAGCUGAGUAUUUCUCUCUUGCUGGCUGUUUAUCAGGUGAGAAAACUCCGGUCAAUAGACCUUACUUUUCUGGUUAAAGAGUAGGACAAUGAAACUUUCCGGGGUGUGUAUUUUUUUUGUCAGAAUACGCGAAAAAAGUUACAGUCAAAUCAGUUCGCACUGGUAGUCGUUCUUUUUUUUUUUCAUAGUUUAACAAAAAAAAAAAACAGACACCCCGGAAAGCUUCAUUUUACGCCUUUUUGACCGGAAAAAUUAACACGGUUGUUUUUAUUGAAGAACGUUAAGCCGUCUCUCUCUCGUAAAAUGAGAAAAUUUUAAACAUUUGAUAUAUUUUUUAGUUUUCUCAAGUACGAUAUUCUCGCUUAAACUCCUAGUAGAAUGGCGACGCAAAAAAAUGACGAAAUAGAGACCUUAAGAGUAAGGUUUUUCGGCAUUUAAGGUUUUUCGGCAUUUCCCGCGAACGCCAAGAAUUCACGUGACCAGUCAGGUUUGUUGUUUGAGGUACACGUUUGUACGGUUAGGCCACGCUCCAGAGUUAAGUGAUUUACCGCAAGGGUUUUUGCACCCUAAAAUAUCACAAUCCCACGUUUGAGAAGAAAGACGACUUUUUUGGAUGAAUGAAUACUAACAUGGCAGCCGCGAGCUACCACCCGCGAAUCUUAAGUUCCAAAUAUGGGCAGACGGGUAACGUGAAACCGUUAACCGCAAACCACAGUUUGUCGUUUGCAGUAAAAUGACCAAACCUCGAUCUUAAGGUGUCUAAUGAGGCUGGUUCACGCGUGCGCACUACUUGCGAUUGAGAAAAUAUCAUCCUCGCCUUAGGAUCUGAGGGUCUCUGAUAGACAAAAAUAUUCCUAGUUUUAGGAGCCAAUUAAAACGCACGGGGACAACUGUCUAAUGAUUUGGUAAUACUAAUAACUGUUAUGUAAAGACCUCCCAAAUUGACUUUCCUAUAUGCCAGUUUACCUAUUCUCGAGGCAGUAAAUUGUAUCUGUACCGACACUUUCAUUGUAACGAAGUCGGAUGAUAAUUUCGUCAAUUUUCGUUGCUCUGAAUAGCGUUUGAAGUCAAGCAAGUCGGCUGAGCAUGCUGUCGUAUCUGAUAGCCAAAUGACAACACGCCUAGGUCCUCCCACCUCCGGCAUUAGAUGUGCACUGUGUUUAGAACGACUCCAAGGUAAAACUGCCACUCCCUGUGGACAUUUGUUCUGUUGGAGCUGUAUUACAGAAUGGUGCAGCAGUAAGGUAAGACCGGCCUUAUUGGCAUCAAAACGGUUUCACUAAUUGCAGUAAGGGGUUAUUGCUUUGGUGUUACGAAGCCCGAAUUUAUGCCAGUUAUUAUUUAAAAGAGCACCUUAUUUGAGGGUCAAUAUAUUUAGCACGGAAAUACUAAAUGGGCACAAUAUUUUUACGUCUCCAACCGGAGACGCAGCCAUUUUAGGAGGACAUCCGAGCCAUGUGAAGGUCUAGCCGCUUGCUUUCUCAGUUAUUUUAAGUCCCGGAGUGAUUGGUCCGGUCCCGGAAAUCGACCCGCGAGUUUAACCCUUUGACGACGCUUUAGUCGUUCUUUUUCCAUCCUCCAGUCAUGUCCAAUACUGCCGCACUGUUACGGACCGUUAAGAGCAGUUGACGGACCGUACAUUCUGCACAAACCGUCACUAUUACUCACGGUCCGUAUGCUGAGCACAUACGGAGCGUGCAUCUCAUUAUUACAUGAGGGCACAAUGCGUUACGGUCCGUUCGAUCCGUACGGUCCGUAGAAAUACGGAGCGUGCAUGUCAUUAUUACAUCAGGGCACAAUGCGUUACGGUUCGUUCGAUCCGUACGGUCCGUACGGCAAGAAAGGCGCACUCCAAAUGUAAUAUUCCUGUAAUAUUCCUCGUUCUAUAAAUUAACCAUAAACCAACACAAGCGCAAAAACCAAGAAAGGCGCACUCCAAAUGUAAUAUUCCUCGUUCUAUAAACCAUAAACCAACACAAGCGCAAAAACCAAGAAAGGCGCACUCCAACUGUAAUAUUCCUCGUUCUAUAAACCAUAAACCAACACUAGCGCAAAAACCAAGAAAGGCACACUCCAGAUGUAAUAUUCCUCGUUCUAUAAACCAUAAACCAACGCAAGCGCAAAGCCACACAUUCCUCGUUGUAUAAACGAUGUACCAACAAAAGCGCAAAACCACACAUUCCUCUAUAAACCGUAAACUAACACAAGCGCAAAAACCAAGAAAGGCACACUCCAAAUGUAAUUUUCCUUCUUCUGUAAAUCCAAACAACGCAAAUACCACAGUAUGCACUCUCUAAGAGAUGCGAUUUACGGACCGUAACACACACUUUACAGACCGUAUACCCCUGUUGUCGAUCCGUUCGAUCCUUUCGGAUCGACAAACCGUAUAUAACCACUCUUGCCAUGAAAAUAUUCUAAGUCCCACUAAUGAGAUGCGACUUACGAACCGUAAAACACACUUUACAGGACGUAUACCCCUGUUGUCGAUCCGUUCGAUCCGCGCAGAUCGACACAUGGCUUAUACGAACCGUUACGGUGCGGGUGUAUUGGACAACCCUCUGGAAGGAUGCAUAUUUUUCUUCUUUAACCCAUUUACCUUUCAGUUUAAGCUAUUGAGUUGGUAAGCAGCAACAUGAGCUAGGAUUAUCUCUCCACAGACACCUUGUUUUGGAAAUUCCGACCAAUCCUGACAGAGUUACAGACAAAAAAAAAAGUAACAUUCUGGGGGAAAUAUCCACUUUACCUUUUACUCUUUACAGAUUACAGAGAAUUAAACAGUCAUCUAAAAUAUAAAAUAUGGACACUCAUCUUUAACCAAGAGCUGUUUUGAUCCCAAGGAUACCACACUGUCCAUAUAAAGCGCAUCUCUAUAAAACGGACACCUCUGUAGCGUGCCUCUCAUUGCUCCCUGUUGCUGAGACCCCGGCAACGCAGAGUGUUGAGAAUCGACUUUAUUCCUAGCCACGAAGGUGUCCGUUUUUUGAGGUAGGGUUUAAAUGAAAGGUAGUACCUUUGUGUACAGGAAAGCUCUCCGACAGGCCCGGGGGAAACGAGUGGACUACAGCCCCAUGUGCACCAAAGUUAAACAUGUUUUAAAGCUGAUUAGUUAAACACGGUUCAAAAUUGUCUUCUUCAUAAAAGCUGCUAAUCUCCUUCUCAGCCGUUUUUAGGGUAUUCGCCAUUUGUACUUCUCCCAUAAUACACCUUGUUUUACCCCUUUCUCAAAUUUUUCAAUAAGCAGUCUUCAAUUUCUCUGGGGACCACUAGAAUGCCCAGGAGAUAUUAAGGCAAAGGUUAUUUAUUUAUUUAUUUAUUUUUUAUUAUUAUAAUUAUUGUUAGUAUUAUUAAUUAUUAUUAUUAUUAUUAUUAUUAUUAUUAUUAUUAUUAUUAUUAUUAUUAUUAUUAUUAUUAUUAUUAUUAUUAUUAUUAUUGGAUCAUUUGACCUUUCUGGGAAACUGCCCCUCCCCUGAACCAACAUUAACACUUAGAGCAAAAUGUUGGCUUAGGGGAGGGGUAGGUGGGCAGUUUCACGGAAACGUAAAAUGAUCCUCUUUUUGAGGGGAGGGGAGGGGAGGGGGGGGGGCAAAUAAGGUGUAUUAUUUUGAGAGAUGUACAAAUGACGAAUCCUGUGUAAAAGCCUUUGUUCCAGAUUUCUUGGUCUGUUUUUUAAUUAAUGUUUAGUUGGUGUCAGUGAGGCAUAUAUUGACUUUUGCUUUGUUUCCUUGUUUUUCCUUCCAGGCUGAAUGUCCUCUUUGUCGUGAACCAGUCCAACUUCCAAGACUUGUCUUUUUGCAUCAUUAUGAACCCACGUGACCUACGACUGAAACACAUUUUGAUAUUGUAUAUUGAGAAGCGUUCAAAUACAAUCAAUCCAGCUGUAGACAGUUAUGAGCUGUACACGUUCUUGACGCUUGAGUCGACGCUAGAGUAGCCUGUUUGUUAAAGUAUUGGUCGUUUAAAACACCAACAGCUCAGAAAACACGUCGCACAGUCGAGAUUCAUUCCUCGAGCUGAGGCUGAGAAGUUUACAAGAAAAUUUAGAGCCUGGGAACAAAGCCAUUUGUACGGAGAAACAGAGUACUGUGGAAAGUCAAGACAGUACCAGCCUUGGACUCACCGGCUGUACCAACCCGUAGUCAUCGGGGUACGGUGCUUGUCCAAAGAUCUUUCAAUCCUGAGACCUGAAAUUAGCCAGCCGAUCCGUGAAGCGAACAAACAAACAAACUCAAUCGUCGGUAGUAUAAAUCCACUGCAAGGAAUCUUUUUUUCACCCAUUGGUUAAAAAUGUAGGGCAUAAGCAUACUCGAAGUUUAUUAGGACUGGAUGCACAUGCAUGUCAAAGUUUCAUCAAGGAAAUCAUUCUUUCCAAACGUCCCACCUUUUAAAAACUUUGUAUCACCGUUUCCAGCGAUAUUAUCUCUCAACUUUGCGCUGCCUUUAAGCAGUUGUAUUAGUGAAACUAUAGUUAUCUCCCUUUAUUGCGGACACUGUGGGGACCCGAGUUAGUAACCUCAUAAGCGAGAAUCCGUAAUAGCGACAGUUUAUUUCAGUCAAAAGUUUUUAAGUUGUUUUUGCCGGGGAUCUAGCUGUCCGUGUUCUUGUGGUGUCCGCAAGGCGAGAGUUGAGUCCAUUUGAGAACCUCCCUACAAACAUUGCUUAAUCGAUAUAGGAUUACACAAGCUGGCUCAGUGACCUGGAAUUAUAAGGAACGUUUUCUUCACAUUUUCUUUACAUUUUAGGGCGAUCACAAGGAUAAUUCUCAGCGUAACAGAUCGUUGCAAAAUUGUUGUGGCAUUUGCGCGACAUUAUUCCAACAUUGUUGCUGUAAAAAUCAUCGUUGCGAAUCUUAAAAGCCAUCAGUUUUUUUGUGUGCUCGGAGGUGAAUAGCACAGGCCAUUUACUUACUUGCUUUUUUUUAAAGCAAAAAUGUUGUUUUUUAUGCCCAUCAGUGCUCUGCCUUUAAAGUUCUAAUAACACAAGGUAUUUUUCCUUCAGCUUUGAGAAGAAAUAUUCGCACAAGAGCUGAUUUAGAUCAAAAUUUACUUCCUACUUACCUGUCUUCAGCGGAUGCCGCCCUGUCUCAAGUUUUCGAUACUCUCUGUGUUUAUAGAUUUGCUAGUAUACUCUAAAUGUUAAAUUAAAUGAAAUUCUGGUCAAUUGUGGACCUCAGUUACAAACAUCACUUCGUUUAUUAAAUAAACGAAGUGAAACGUUAUGAAGUGUGACUAUAUGUUU